This is a messenger RNA of Dicentrarchus labrax (European seabass), 4250 nucleotides long. It is a transcript of the gene pacsin1b, whose product is annotated as protein kinase C and casein kinase substrate in neurons 1b. Gene Ontology annotation, molecular function: phospholipid binding; protein binding. The transcript has 10 exons. The record is from RefSeq and is a predicted model, not a curated record. NCBI's taxonomy places the organism in Eukaryota, Metazoa, Chordata, Actinopteri, Moronidae. The coding region runs from base 309 to 1646 and encodes 445 amino acids. Gene Ontology annotation, cellular component: endosome; cytoplasm; plasma membrane. Gene Ontology annotation, biological process: cytoskeleton organization; regulation of endocytosis; neuron projection morphogenesis.
CACACACACACACACACACUGUCUUUUCCUGCACUGUGCUCUAGGCACGAAGAUCUCAGAUCACAGAUUAGUGGUCCUCUUCCCCCAUGCUCCGCACGCUGAUGCUCCGUCAGUCAGAGAGGACGCAGAAAAUAAACGAACGGGAGGGGAGAAGAGGAGGAGAGGGGCUGAGUGCUGGAGGAGCCCACGUGUCUCUUUUCUCCUAGCUGCAGCCUUAGCCGCUGUUAAUGGAGGACUGGGGUGCAUGAGGAGCGUCACUCUGCUACAGACCGCCACAGCCUGAAACCAUCCUGCCAAAAUCUGGGACCAUGUCUGGAGCCUACGACGAGUCCGCCAGCCAGGAGGAGACCACAGACAGUUUCUGGGAGGUUGGGAACUACAAGCGUACGGUGAAGCGGAUUGACGAUGGUCACCGGCUCUGCAAUGACCUGAUGAACUGUAUCCAGGAGCGUGCCAAAAUCGAGAAAGCCUACUCACAGCAACUGACCGAGUGGUCCAAGAGGUGGAGACAGCUGGUAGACAAAGGGCCUCAGUACGGCACAGUAGAGCGAGCUUGGGUGGCCGUGAUGACAGAGGCGGAGAAGGUGAGCGAGCUUCACCAGGAUGUCAAAAACAACCUGAUCAACGAGGACUUUGAGAAGGUGAAGAACUGGCAGAAAGACUUGUACCACAAACAGAUGAUGGGAGGAUUCAAGGAAACCAAAGAGGCCGAGGAGGGCUUCAAGAAGGCCCAGAAACCCUGGGCCAAAAAGCUUAAAGAGCUCGAGGCUGCCAAGAAGUCCUUUCACAUGGCCUGCAAAGAGGAGAAGCUGGCGUCCACCAGAGAGGCCAACAGUAAGGGAGAGGCCUCUCUGACAGCUGAUCAGCAGAAGAAACUCCAUGAGAAAGUGGACAAGUGCAAACAGGACUCCCAGAAGGCAAAGGAGAAGUACGAGAAGGCUCUGGAUGAGCUGAGUAAGUGCACUCCACAAUACAUGGAAAACAUGGAGCAGGUGUUCGACCAGUGCCAGCAGUUUGAAGAGAAGAGGCUGAACUUCCUCAGGGAGGUGCUGUUGGACGUCAAACGCCACCUCAACCUCACAGAAGACCAAAGUUAUGCUACAGUGUACGGCGAACUUGAACACACCAUCACAUCAGCCAGCGCGCAGGAUGAUCUGAAGUGGUUCAGCAACACCUACGGCCCCGGCAUGCAUAUGAACUGGCCACAGUUUGAGGAAUACAACCCAGACCUUACCCAUAACAUCUCUAAGAAAGAAAAGUCAAAGAAAGGCAGUGACGGAGUCAUGCUGACUAACGUCACAACAGCAGUAGACCACGCUCAGUCUGGAGACCGGGGAAGUGUCAGCAGCUACGAAAAGAACCAGGCGUACACGGCUUCCACGGAGUGGUCGGACGAGGACCAGACAGCCCCGAACUCAGGCAACGACACCAACGGGGGGACGAACCCCUUUGACGAAGAUGUGGGCAAAGGUGUGAGAGUGAGAGCGCUGUACGACUAUGAUGGCCAGGAGCAGGACGAGCUCACCUUCAAAGCAGGGGAUGAGCUGACGAAGCUGGAGGAGGAGGAUGAGCAGGGCUGGUGUAAAGGUCGUCUAGACAACGGCCAGCUGGGUCUUUACCCGGCCAAUUACGUGGAGCCGAUCUAACUGUUCCAGCUGAGGACGCUUGGUGGGAAAACCCAGACUGAACCGUCCAGUCAUAACUGCACAUUGCCAGAGACUUGAAAGCAAAGCUUCUUCUUCCUGUCGGGCACAGUGAGCUGUCUUCAUCUCAGCACUCAUCACAGAGAACACUAAACUGAAACGAGAUCUGUUUCGGGAUCACGUCAUCUCCAAAAUACUGCAACUGAAGCUAAAUAUUUUAGUCUCUUUUGUGUGUAGCUGUGUUUGAUUUCAGAUGCGAUGCUAACAUGCCAUACAGUAUGUUCUCUCAUCAUAAUAUUGAUAUGGUAUCCUCAGUUGUGCCUGGAUAGCGAAAUUGAGCUAUGCAUUGUGCAUUUCAUGUAUAUAUUUUAAUCUUUUUUUUUUUUUUUUUUUUUACAGUCUGGAUGCUUGUACAGUUUUUUUUUCUCAUUGGAUAAAGUGUUUCUCUUUUCUUUGUGAAAUAUUUACGUGUCUAGCUUCAAAGGAAUAGUUUGACAUUUUGGGAAAGGUGCUUAUUCCCUUUAUUCUUGAGAGUCGGAGAAGGUCAAUACCAUUUUUAUGUUUGUACAGUAAAUAUGCAGCCAGAGCUUAGCAUAAAGACUGAAAAUGGGGAGCUCUGUCUGAAGAUAACAAAAUCCAACAAGUGACGUCUUCGUUUAAUCCUGAGAGAAAGACACAAGGCAAAUAUACAAUGGCUCACUGUGUCACAUUUAGAAACCCUCGGUUCAAUACGUACAAAAUUAAAGUGGAAGAACUAAAUGCUGCAGUUUCGGAAAUCAUUGCCCCCGGGCCGAGGAAGAGUUGCAGCACAAACCCCCCCCCAUAAAACCACAACUCGUCAUCCAUUGUCUGGAUUAAACAAACUAGACACAAGACGUUAUUCAUUGAGCUUUCUUUAGAAUUAGAGCCAACUAACUUCUGUCCUCCUGCUUUGUGUCUUUAUGCUAAGCUCAGCUAACCAGCAGUUGGCUCUAGCUUCAUAUUUAGUGUAAAAGUGAGAGUGGUAUCAAUCUUCUCAUCUAACUCUUGGCAACACAGCGAACGACCAUAUUUCCUAAAAAACGAUUCCUUUAAUGCAUUUAGUUGUUUUCCUGCUGCACUCCACAGCGUGUCACUGAAUUAGCAUUUUGAAAGGAGAUAAAAGUCACUGAGCAGAGCUUCUCUUUGAAAUGGAAAUAUGUACUCACACCAAAACGUGCAAGGAUUGUUUACAUUAACCUCCGCUGUCCCACCUGUCCCUAACAAGGUGCCUGUUAUAACUCUUACCCGUCAUUUAGUUUCUCCUCCUCUUCUGUCUUUACAUGCAGAUUGUGUUAAUAACGCAGGCUCCAUGAACAAACUCACGGCUGUUUUUGUACGGAGAUUAGCUUCAUUUCACGACCAGGGUUGUAUUUAUUUUUUUAAUUUCUGCAGUUAAUGAGACUUGUCUGCUAUGAGUGAAUGUCAGUGACUCGGCAUUAUCAGCUUCCAGCUCUUAUCUCUGUGGUUAUAUGCAUGCUAAUGCUCCCACACACUGUUUAACGCUCUGAUCUGAACUGAUCCAGUGCAUGGCCUCAGUUUGUUUCCACCAAAUUAUUGACAGUUUCUUGAUCGAAUUAAAACUCUUAUCGGGAUGAUAAUGAUGAUAAAUGCCAUUGAUUUGCAUUGCAUAACAUAGCCAGUCCUCGAUUGAUCUAUUUCAGUGUGUGUGUACCAAAAAACAUACUGUAUUAAAUAUCGGGUGUACACGUCUUCAUAGUUAAACAUUUUGUUUUAAUCAGAAAAUCUGAAUCAAACUUUAUACAAACACAAAUUAUGAGUGCAUGUGGCAGUAGAGUACAUGUUAUAUGAGAUUGGUUUGUGAAUCCUGGUUACCACAGGUGUUGUUGAAAACUACACCCUCAUCGAUGAGGAAGGCGGGUGUUCUCUUACUGACGCAGACAGAGAAAACUGCAACGAGCACUGCACAAGAAAGCAGAAAGAGGAUCUCUCUCUGAAAUAUUGAUGAGACAAUUGCCUUUUCUGCUGCAAGAUAGAGGUUUACUUUUUAAAAGGUCCGGGAGAGAAAUGUCUCUUGUACUGUGUUUAUGCUUCUGUGUGCUUUUUAAAAAGUGCUCCUUGUAAACUCUGGAGUGGUGAAAUAAAUAUUGCCUUACUAAAAUCUACCACCCUGCCACGCCAGAGACUCUCAACCGUCACAUUUCAACAAAGUGAAAGAGAGCUCGCUUCCACAGAAUCUGACUCCGGCUCCUCCGGCUCAGUUUACACUGACACCACACGCAGGCCCUCUUUGUCUGAUUGAAGAUUACAUGAAUUUGACGUCUUAACGUACUUUUAACUGCAUUUGCAAACAGACUGGUGCUGUUAACGAGUGUACUGUAAAAGUGUGUGAAGCCACAACUGCAGCAUCCACUGUAAAACUGAAUCUGACGGUAAAUCAUAUUGAAAAAAACAACAAACUUAAAUGCUCCUUUUCUGUCUGUUGCUCAUGCUUGAAACAUUGAUCUGCAAUGUUGAGGAAAACUUUUUAGGGGGCUUUCUCUUUUUUUAGCAUAGUGCUGUAAUUUCAAAACUGUAGUGCCUGUUCAUCUGCAUAAGCAAAAAUAAAAGAUGUCAUCAGAAAACUCA